UAUGCAUGUUACAUGUUUUUUACUGAACGGGGCCGUGUUUCACUGGGGAUUUUCUUCAGCUUUUCCCGGAACUAACCAGUAUGCUUCAAGUGACGCUGUGAAAGUACUGUACGGGUACCCUUUGCUCUUGAAAUUGACGCUGUUUGAGUAAAGGUGCUGCGUUUAUAACCUAGUGGUUUAAGCUACCAGCGACGUUCUUGCCCCUGUUAUACCUUGUAAAAAAUUAUGUUGUGAUAAAUCCUGGGACACCGAUCGGGGGCUCUAAACAAGCAAACGUUCUUUCAUAUCUAGAAAACAGUACAGUGUGGACCUAGAGGGUCAGCAGUACGUUUGUUGAUCCAGGUUGAAGGAAAUGCACUGAAGUUUGGAAAGUAUAACAAACCGCAGAAGGAGAAAGGUGCAGUUGUACUGUAUGGUGUUGAGUAACUUGGCAGCUCUUGCAAGUGAAGACUUUUGAAAUGGAUCAACAAAAAACUACGUUUAUCUUGUACUACUUCUUGGAACACGAUGCUUCUUUUCAUGCUCGCUACAAAUCCCAGUUGGACAAGUUAAAGCAAGAGGUAAUAAUGCCAGUAGAAGCAGUGUGGAUGAAGACUUUUGAAGAUGCAGAUGAAAAGCAAGAAGAUGGGGAUUUGCAGACAGAUGGAAUUCCUUUGUCAACUCCCGCUUUUAGGACUCAUGAGAGUGUUGAAUUAGAUGACCUCUGUAGAGCAAUAGGGUCUCAGUUGGCUCAGAUUGGAGAUGAGUUGGAUAGCAAGAUGCAACCAAAUUUGAUUGCAGACUUCAUACGGAAAAUGCAUGCUCAAUUGCCCGAUAAGGAUCAGUUAGACUUGGUGACCUCUGUCGUUCAUACUGUGUUUCAAGACAGAACUUCAGAAAUACAGCCGGAGGAAUAUUUAGCAGUAUGUACAAUGCUUUUAGUCAAAAAAGUGGCAUUGCGGGCACCUGAUUUAUUGCAGAAAACUUUCAGAGUUGCCGUACAGUUUAUCAACCAGCAUAACUUAGUCCGUGUCAAUGAUCGGGGAAAUGUGUGACAACUACAAUCAAAUGAAUUCACCUCCUUUCACUUGUGUGGGUGUUUACAUUAGUAGCCAUACUUCAGCUAUGUUAUCACAAGGAAAUUUGAAGAUGAAGCUUGUACAAGGACAGGGAAAGCAAGGUUCACAUGAACAUCCUGUUGUCAUCGAAGAUUGGCUUGAUUAGUAAAAUAAUUAGUAGUCCUUAUUUUGAAGGUGUUUAGUAUAUUAAAAAAACUACUCAGGACAUGUGAUUUAUUAGUAGAAAAGGAGUCACUUCACACCAUUCUUCUGAUGUAGUCUGUGUAUAAUUUGUUUUUCCAGCUCUUUUUUAGGGUUCUGUGAGCUGUACACAGCUAUUCUUUUUUAAGCAUCCAGUUUUCCAUAUCAACCAAAGGCUAUUACCAUAAUCACCUUGAGGAUAAAAAUGUUACUGCCAGGCUAAAGAGAAGACUGCUUUUCAGCUUAUGUGCAUGCUAUAUGUGACAUAGAGCAACUUCAAGUAAAGUGUUGACUUGAAAGCACCAGACUACCGUCACGUUCAUGAGAGAGGAAUGAUAAAGGAAACAUUCCUCGCCUACUGUUGCCAAAAACCCUGUCUUCUAAGAUCAUGUUUUAAUAGUAUUGUGCAGGUGCAAUACUUCUUCUUGAGCCCAUGCUAUGGAUGGCAUACAUGCCAUUCACUGUUUCCUCUUAUUUUGUGGUAGUGGUGUUGCCCAGUUCUUCAGAUGCAAUCACCUGUGCCAGUCAGUGCCAUUUUCCUAGUCCAGUGGUGUCUGUCAGCCAAAGUUUACAUUUCUUUUCUUUGUACAACAGGCAUACUCUGUUUAGUUUUCCUUAUCAGUGCACUGUACAGUACCCAUUUCCCCAGUGUUGUCCCACCAUCCAGUCAUUUGAUGUCUGUUUCUGCAGUAAAACUGCCAGCUUUCUCAUGUCCUUUUUCUUACCGAUACUUGGGUACUUAAUGUCCCCUUCCAGUACUUGUGAUACACUGAAAAACUCUCUAUUUUGCACUAUGGUAAAGCGGACUGUACCAUCGACAAUGCAUCCCCAACUGACCCUUCUUUGAUGAAUAUGCUACCUUGCACCCUACACUUAUUUGCCAUCCUGUGAUGGAGGAGACUAUGUUCUUUAAAGGUUGGAGGGCGUGCCUUCAUUCUCCAAGAGCUGACCACAAGCUAAGAUAAAUGCUGUAAUACAUAUUUUGAGAUUACUUUUUUUCAAAUAGUGACCUAACUUUGUACUUUGCUAAUCUUUGUUCCAUAAUUCCAGUAUUGUAUCUGUGAGGACACGUCUUCUAAGCUGUGUUACUGCUUAUUCUUACAUUGAUUACAAAACACACUUUUCAUAAAGCUAGAAGCAAGUUGGCUGAGCUGAAAGUUUGUGCUAUACUAAAGAAAAUUUAGUUGUGAACUUUUAUCCUAUGAUGAAGCCUUAUUCAUAACUUUUCAGAUGUUUAUUUUAAAUUACAAUUUAUAGCAUUAAACUGAGAUGCAUCCUUGUGCGUGUUUUUGCACAGGAACUGUGAAAACAUGUUUUACAGUGGCACUAUAAAGUUACUUUGUCAAACAGCAUGGAUUGUUUGGCCUUCAUAUGAACAUGUUGAAAGUUUUUGUCACUAGUUAUUUGACAAAUUUUUGAGCCUAAAUUCUGUUUGUCAAGUGCUUACUCCUGACUUACUAGUGUGUGUACUGUUUUCAUUUGUGCUCCUGUGGACAAAAAAAUUCAGGCUGUACUAGGGUGUUGAAGUUUCUUUGCAGAAUUCUUUCAGCAUUCCCCUUGUAGGUCUUAUUUGCUUGUAUUUAUAAACUGGGAUCUAAAUUGUGUU
Messenger RNA from Protopterus annectens (West African lungfish), 2844 nucleotides. RefSeq names its product BH3-interacting domain death agonist-like. Bases 459 to 1034 code for a protein of 191 amino acids. Gene Ontology annotation, cellular component: mitochondrion; cytoplasm; cytosol. The transcript has 6 exons. Gene Ontology annotation, biological process: positive regulation of intrinsic apoptotic signaling pathway; positive regulation of release of cytochrome c from mitochondria; apoptotic mitochondrial changes. Lineage: Eukaryota; Metazoa; Chordata; Ceratodontiformes; Protopteridae. The record is from RefSeq and is a predicted model, not a curated record.